AUGCGCGGACUCGAGUGCUGGGCGUGCGGGCUCGUCUUUUCCUUCGCCGCCGCGCUGGCGCUCGACGCGCAGGCGCAAGCGGCGCCGACGGCGCUUGCGGCGUGUCUUGUCGUCGCUUCGUCCAGCGGCGGCGCGCUGCUGCUCGCCAAUGCCCUCGUCGCGGCACUCGUCCUUGCAGUCAGCACGCUGCAAAGGGUGGUCUUUGGUCGUCUCCGUGUCGCCGAACGCCAGCGCACCUUUGAGCGCAUCGUGAGCCUCUCGCUCAGUCAGCUCGUUGCGCUGUGGGCGGUGGUCGGCGGCCUCGGCUGCGCGCUUAGUCUGUACUCGGGGCUGUGUCGUGACCGGCUCGACUACCUGGUGCACUUGCCCGAGGCGCCCUCGGCCAGCCGGCUUGCCGCCGUCCUCGUCACGCAGCUGCUGCUUCUCGCGACGACGCUCGGCCUCCUCCGCACGCUCUGCGUUGUCUUUGCCGACGCGGGCGUGUCGGCGCUGGCGCUGCUCCUCUUCCAGCCGGCCGUCGUGCUCCUCGACGGCCUGUUCCACCUCCUCGGCCUCGGCGUCUCGACGCUGCUCCACCACGCGCACCUCUGGUACGCCCGCGGGCUGCACUUUUCGGUCGUCGACAUGCUGCUGCUGGCGAACACAAAGGCAGCCUUCGAGUCGCUGCAGGCAGAAAAUCGGUCGGCGGCCUUCACGUGA
Messenger RNA from Emiliania huxleyi CCMP1516, 699 nucleotides. RefSeq lists its product as hypothetical. The record is from RefSeq and is a predicted model, not a curated record. NCBI's taxonomy places the organism in Eukaryota, Haptophyta, Isochrysidales, Noelaerhabdaceae. The transcript has 4 exons. Bases 1 to 699 code for a protein of 232 amino acids.